UAUAUAUUGGGCUGAGAAGGAAAGGAGAUACUUUCUUCUCUCUUCACUUCUAUGCCUUCGUUGGUGGCCUGCAGCAGCAUCCUCUGCUCAUAUGUUGGCUCAGAGGUUGGGGCGGAUGGGAUUUCGGUGGUCGAAGAAGAUGCGCUUCUGUUCCUGUAAGUGUAUGUGAGUGUUCAAGUUGUUUCGGUUGCUUAUUUGUGGGUUAAUGGGAAGAGGCAGAGGAAAGGGGAAGAAAUUGACAGCAGUUGCAAGUCAUGAGGAUCUGGAUAAUGAUGGUGAAGAACCCCUUCCUGCAUAUAAAAGAAGGGGAAGGCUGCAGAAAACCCUGAAGGAUAACAUAGAUGAAGAUGAUACUGAAAAGAAUGAAGAAGGGACAGAUGAUACGAAGGUUACAGUGACAAGCAAAGAGCUCAAUGGUUCGAUGGGGCAAAAAGGGAAGAAGAGGAAGAGGUACUCUCAAGUAAAAGAAAAUCCUGAUUUAGUUUCAGAGGAGAAUGGCGAUGAACUGAAACCAAAAACUGAAGAGUUAACCAGGUCCAAUGGUUUUCGACACAAUGGAAGCCGGCGGAAGAGCAAGCCUCGACGGGCUGCUGAGGCAUAAAUCAUGUUCAAACCGACAUUUUAAUUUGCUAUCUCGCUACCAUUACAAAACCAGACAUGGUGAACACCUCAAGUCCUUAUCAGUUCACCUUUUUUUUUUCAGUCGCUUUGUUUCUCCUCUCCUUUGUUUUUCACAAGUGAACCAUAUAGGAAGCUAGGGACUAGAUCAUACUGCUUCCUGAUCUUUGUGGAUGUCCAAACGGUGUAAAAAAUAUCCUUUAACUUUCAUUUUCAUUUUCAAUGCAGAGCUUUGAGCACAUCAUUAUCUUA
Messenger RNA from Musa acuminata AAA Group (dessert banana), 870 nucleotides. RefSeq lists its product as uncharacterized. Bases 206 to 601 code for a protein of 131 amino acids. The transcript is spliced from 3 exons. Lineage: Eukaryota; Viridiplantae; Streptophyta; Magnoliopsida; Zingiberales; Musaceae. The record is from RefSeq and is a predicted model, not a curated record.